AUGAACUACGAAUCAUUAAUCAAAGACUUAAACAAUUCAUUACCAAAAUCUAACGGUGGUGAUAUUCCAUUGAAUGCUGAAAUUUCUUAUCAAUACCCUGUCCCUGAAGGUGUCCCAGGUCAAGCUUUAGAUUUACUGGAAUCCACUCCUAAGAUUUUCACCCCUUUGAAAAUCGGAAGUUUGACUAUUCCUAACAGAAUCGGAGUUUCACCAAUGGCUCAAUACUCCGCUGAUCAUGGUUCAGCUACCGAUUAUCACAAAGUCCAUUAUGGUGCUUUCGCUCAAAGAGCACCAGGUUUGAUUGUUGUUGAAUCAACUUCUGUCCAAGAGUUUGGUAGAGCUUCUGCUUAUGAUCUUGGAUUAUGGAAUGAUAAACUUGCCGAAAGCUUCAAACCUCUUACUGAAUUCGUUCAUGCCCAAGCCGGUAGAAUUGGAAUCCAAUUGAAUCAUUCAGGAAGAAAGUCUUUAGCUGUACCUUACUAUAUUUCCUUCGAAAAAUUUGAUGACAACUUCGAUAAAUCUAAACUUAUCGGUCCUUCACCUAUCGAGUACAGAAAAAAUGGUAGAAUCCCAGUUCCUAAAGAAUUGACUGUUCCUGAAAUCAAAGACCUCGUAAAGUCCUUUGGUUCUGCUGCUAAAAGAGCUGCUACCAUUUCAAAUUUUGAUUUCGUGGAAAUUCAUGGUGCCCAUGGUUACAUCAUUUCUGAAUUUUUAUCCAAAAUUUCCAAUCAAAGAACUGACCAAUAUGGUGGAUCUUUCGAGAAUAGAACAAGAUUUUUAGUUGAAGUGGUUGAUGAAAUCAAAUCACAAGUUCCACCAAAUUUCCCAAUUUUCAUAAGAAUCCAUGGUUCAGAUUUACAUGAAGGGGCCCCAAAUGCUUGGACUGAUGACGAUGCAGCUAAAUUGGCUGAUUUGAUUGCCGAUAAAGUCGACUUAAUCGAUGUCUCUGCUGGUGGUAAUGAUGCUAAUGCUGAUAGAUCUUCUGCCACUUUUGGUCCUUAUGUCCCAAUUGCUGAAAAGGUCAAGAAAGCUGUGGGUAAUAGAACUCUUGUGUCAACCGUUUGUAAAUUACAUGAACCAGAAAAGGUCAACAGAUUAAUUGAAGAUGGUAUCAUUGAUAUGGCUUUUGUGGGAUCACCAUUCAUUGCAAACCCUGGUUUAGUUUAUGAAUGGGCUGAUAAACUUGGUGUUAAAACCCAUUCAAUUAGAUCCCAUUUUGUCAGAAAUCCUCCAUUUCAAGAAAUGAUGGAAUAUGUCAAGUCCACCUUCAAAUAA
Messenger RNA from Yamadazyma jaroonii, 1275 nucleotides. The record is from the annotation of a GenBank genome assembly. Lineage: Eukaryota; Fungi; Ascomycota; Pichiomycetes; Serinales; Debaryomycetaceae.